Molecule: messenger RNA, 1881 nt
Organism: Manihot esculenta (cassava)
Lineage: Eukaryota; Viridiplantae; Streptophyta; Magnoliopsida; Malpighiales; Euphorbiaceae
Product: probable dual-specificity RNA methyltransferase RlmN
Exons: 10
Coding region: 118-1368 (416 amino acids)
Biological process (GO): tRNA methylation; rRNA base methylation
Molecular function (GO): RNA methyltransferase activity; iron-sulfur cluster binding
Source: RefSeq, a predicted model, not a curated record
AACUGGGGUAGUAUCGUCUUUUUAAUUUUGUUGAAGGGCUGAGGUUUUAGCCAAGAGGUGAGGUUUCUGUGUCGUGUUGGAAUUUCGAAGCAGCAACAACCAGCAGGAGGUGAAGAGAUGAUAGCCACUUCAAUGGCGAUGCUCCAGCAAGUGUGCUCUGUGCCCCUUGCACGUGCCGUUAGGCGCCCACGUUCCCUUACCGUCGUAUCCUCUCGUAGCCUCUCUACCUCCUCCCCCGCGUCUCCGCACCGUACCUCGCACGUGAACCCUAACGUGCUGCUUGGCAUGUCGGAGCCGGAGCUUCAACAGCUCGCCGUCGACUUGGGCCAGCAAACCUAUAGAGGAAAGCAGCUCUACCAUCUAAUAUACCAGAGAAAGCUCAAAGAAAUCCAAGAUUUUAGUCAAUUGCCUCAGGCAUUCAGAAAUGAUCUUCAAGAAGCAGGAUGGACAGUUGGGCGGUCACCAAUUUAUCGCACUGUUACUGCAGCUGAUGGCACUGUUAAGUUACUAAUUAAAUUGGAGGACAACAGAUUGAUUGAAACUGUUGGCAUACCAGUUGAAGAUGAAAAAGGCUCAAUGCGCCUUACGGCAUGUGUCUCAUCUCAGGUUGGUUGUCCAUUGCGCUGCUCAUUCUGUGCCACUGGAAAAGGUGGGUAUUCAAGAAAUCUUCAAAGGCAUGAAAUUAUUGAGCAGGUUUUGGCUAUUGAGGAGAUCUUCAAACAUAGAGUGACAAAUGUAGUCUUCAUGGGAAUGGGUGAACCAAUGCUGAACUUGAAGUCUGUACUUGAAGCUCACAGAUGCUUGAAUAAGGAUGUGCAAAUUGGGCAAAGAAUGAUCACGAUUUCCACUGUAGGGGUCCCAAAUACAAUUAAAAAGUUGGCUUCCUGCAAACUUCAGUCAACAUUGGCCCUCAGCUUACAUGCUCCAAACCAGAAACUUAGGGAAACAAUUGUGCCAAGUGCAAAAUCAUACCCCCUAGAUGCAAUUAUGAAAGAUUGCAGGGACUACUUCCUUGAAACCAGUCGACGAGUGUCCUUUGAGUAUGCUCUUUUAGCUGGGGUCAAUGAUAGAACAGAGCACGCAGUAGAACUUGCUGAGCUACUUCAUGAGUGGGGACGUGGUUCUCAUGUGAAUCUGAUACCUUUCAAUCCAAUUGAAGGCUCUGAUUAUCAACGACCAAAGAAAAAGGCGAUACAAGCAUUUGCAGCUACUCUGGAAUCUCGUAAAAUAACCGUAAGCAUACGUCAAACAAGAGGCCUGGACGCAAGUGCUGCUUGUGGUCAGCUGAGAAACGAGUUCCAGAAAAGUCCUUUACUUACUGACUCCGACAGCUUACAACCACAACCAGACAUUGCAGUUGCAUGCUGAUUCCAUAAAAACACUGGUAGACUCCCUAUAUGCUCUGUUUUUCUAUAUCCACCCUCCACACACGUCCUUUCUUCCCCAUCCGCAAGGAUAUUGAUGUUUGGUGAUGAAGCUAGUUGGUUCUUCAUCAGUGUUGAUAAUGGCAUGCUCCAGAAUUCAAAUCUUCUACAUGAGCCAACAAAGUGAACAUAGUUUCGCAAAUUAUGCAGAACUAUGUGGUUAAAAUGUAUAUUAUCCUUUGCUGAUUUCCUGACAGAGUUGCAGCACAACAGAAGAAUGAAAUACUUUUGACUCACCGCUGUUGCAGGGUGAAAGGAUAGAUGAAUCAUGAUCACAGAGCAGUAAUUUAGCAUAAAAGUAACCUGUUUCCAACAUUACCAUUGAUUAUUUUGGGGCUUGAAUCAGAGAUCGCUGCUUGAAAGGAUUAGACUAUGCAUCAUUGUAAUUAGAUAGACAACUAAAUCUUUUUUCCAUAUAAUUAUGUAUAAUAUGCUACAAAAUAUUAUUUCCUCCUCA